CUGCACGAAAAGCGCAUAUGCCAUAAACUAGAGCGAAAAGAAGGCUCUGAAGUUGUAGAAUGUAGCUGCUGGUGUCGUAAUUAGGUAUGUCGGAUCAGCCCAGUUUGUCGUCCGCUUUGAAACGUCUCGAUUUAGUUCCUAGGGCAGUGUCAUAGGUUUAAUAGACGUCACUAAUAUGAUCGACCUACUGCAACGGGAGGGCCGUCGUGGGCUAGGGAGCAAGUGAUAAAUAUAUAUAUGUCUCAAAAUAGCUAUCCUAGGGAUAUAUCGACAACUUUGAGCAUUCCUUUCAAUAUUCCUAGGCAUUCCAUUGCCUCUUAAUCAGUAAUUCCACACAUACUUCUCCUUGAGGCAACACACAAGAUCCCAAGAAACCAUGAUUCCCUCUCAAACUCACCUCCGGGCAUCCGUCCUAACAAUAUUAUCGUCCCUAACCCCCCAAGCAGCCGCCGCAACCCCCGACUGCCACUGCUACCUCACCGACGGGUCGUCAUCCGAGUACUUCGCGAACCAAAAGUUCUUCGACUUCCGCAACAUAGCGGACCCGCGAGUCCCGCCGCCCAUCGACGACCGGGACGGCUCUACCAACGCCCCGGUAACCAACGCCUACUUCAGCAGCACCGACUUCACCAACACGUGGUCGAUACAGACAUGGAUCGACUCGCGCGCCGUCUACAACACCUACUCCAAGAACGACGUCUACAUCGAGAGCAACACGGACGCCGACCCGGCCUCCCGCACGUACCUCACCCUGCGCACGUACCGCCACCCCGCCGGCAACUUCCAGUCCUCGGCCGAGAUCCAGUCCGUCUCGGCCAACUACCAAUACCUGUCGAUGCGCAUGUACUCGCGGACGCGCGGGGCCGCCGGCGGCGUAACAGCCAUGUUCACGUACCGGGCCGGGGCGGCCGAGGCCGACGUGCAGGAAGCCGACGUCGAGAUGCUGACUUCGGACGCGACCAACCAGAUGCACUACACGAACCAGCCGACCAUCGUAGACGGCGUCGCGCGGCCCAACGCCACGCACCAGAUCACGAUCCCGGACGCGUGGACCUCGUGGCGCACGCACCGCUACGACUGGACCCCCGGCUCCAGCAGCUGGUACGUCGACGGCGAGCUCGUCGACACGAACCAGUUCCAAGCGCCGGUCGACCCCGCCACGAUCCUGUUUAACGCCUGGUCCAACGGCGACAAGUGGAGCGGCACCAUGGCUUCGGGACAGAGCGCUCAGUUGCAAAUCCAAUGGAUCGAAAUCAUAUAUAAUAGUACUGCCGAGCCCUCGCCGUACCCCCAUUGCGCCAACGUGUGCAGUUUCGAUCGUGGCACGGAGCCGGGUGUGUCGUUGGUCAUCAGCUCUAGUCCGUAGAGCCUGAUUGAUUGAAGAAAUCCGUCACCGUCACCGUCACCGUCACCUUCUCCUUCUUUUCUUCAGUUCAAACCUAGAGGCGUAUAUCAGCGAUUUCAUAUAAGAUAAUGUAAGGCAACAAGCGUAUAUUCGGAUCGUAUAUUCGGAUAGCAUAAUUAUUAGAACCCCCUUUUGUAUAUAAUUCAGCACCAGAUAUUUUGAAUGAACCUGCGCCAAGUACAUACUUCGAUGUUAUAAACAGAUUUACAACAAGCUCGAUAUAUGCUGUUAGUGACUAAACU
Molecule: messenger RNA, 1647 nt
Organism: Daldinia loculata
Lineage: Eukaryota; Fungi; Ascomycota; Sordariomycetes; Xylariales; Hypoxylaceae
Product: glycoside hydrolase family 16 protein
Exons: 1
Coding region: 377-1366 (329 amino acids)
Biological process (GO): carbohydrate metabolic process
Molecular function (GO): hydrolase activity, hydrolyzing O-glycosyl compounds
Source: RefSeq, a predicted model, not a curated record